Messenger RNA from Branchiostoma belcheri (Belcher's lancelet), 1165 nucleotides. RefSeq lists its product as uncharacterized. The transcript is spliced from 6 exons. Lineage: Eukaryota; Metazoa; Chordata; Leptocardii; Amphioxiformes; Branchiostomatidae. Gene Ontology annotation, biological process: mitotic sister chromatid segregation. Gene Ontology annotation, cellular component: kinetochore; MIS12/MIND type complex. The record is from RefSeq and is a predicted model, not a curated record. Bases 73 to 663 code for a protein of 196 amino acids.
ACUGUGUUGACCUUUAACCCUUGAAAAUAUCAUUACUGCGCCUGCGUCAUUCGUAAGCGGGAAAAUUUCAAGAUGGCGGAAAGUCAUCCCCAAACGUCAGUUCAUACAGAUCCCCAGGCAAGUCAGAAUGAGAAGCAGGAGACAACACCGGAGCAGGAACUGGACAAUCUUAUAUGCAGCACGACAAGGAAGAGGAAGAUUUGUCCACAGAAAAUAACCAAACAACUGUCCAAGAAACUGAGGGCCCAGGCUGCCGCACUGGAUAAUUAUGUCCCAGUCGUGAAAAGUUCUAUAGUCCUAUCUGAGGACCACAAUACAGCAGAUGAUCAGAGUCUCCUGGACAGAUGCAGGGACUCCAUGCACACCUUAGGACAACAGAUCAAGACCAUUCCAGCAGUUAUUGGGAAAGCAGAGAGAACUAAGAAGGUACUUCUGGAGCAGCCAGCAGUUGUCACCAAAACUGACAGGGUUCUCUUCAGGCCACACAAGGAUGAAGCAAAGAUGGCAGCCUCUCUCACACCACUUCGGAAUCAGCUGGACCGGAGCCCCGCCCCUACACCCUCCCCACGAGCCUCCCGAAGACUCCUGCUGGAGGACAAGGUCGCCUCCAAGUCGCUCAGGAAACAUGCAGCCUCUGGUUACAUUCUGAGGCAGAAAAACUAAGCCUUCAAUGAUAAUAGCAUCAUUAUGUCUGUUGUAAUAUAGUAUACAUGUAGUACCUAUCACUGGAACUAUUUUUUUCUGCUGUAUCUUUUUAUGUUGUCGCAUUUUCUACUGUGUAUAAAAAUAUAUGAAAACUGUUGUGCCUUAUGAAUUCACUGAAGAACAGUAGUCUUCUCUCAGAGCUUUGUAUGUGCUUGUCCCUUUGUUAUGAACUUGUUUCUGUAUUUUUAGCUCGUGCCUAUCACUUUUUUGUGUACGGUAGUCUCCAAUUCUACCCCUAUGAUCCAUUGGAGUAUAUAGCCAUCACAUUAGAGAGAAACAUUGGUGAGAGCAAACUGGCAUCCAACUCCUACGUUCUUGUAAAAACACUUUGGUGAUACUCACUGGUAUGUAAUUUGCUAAAUGAAUUUCAUCACUUUUACACAUGUAUAUAUAUAUUUCUGCCAAUAAGAUGGUUGUAGUUUUUUGGCAUCUUUAUUUCUGCUUUUUCUAUAUUUUAUUU